Messenger RNA from Diaporthe amygdali, 2031 nucleotides. RefSeq lists its product as uncharacterized. The record is from RefSeq and is a predicted model, not a curated record. The transcript is spliced from 4 exons. Lineage: Eukaryota; Fungi; Ascomycota; Sordariomycetes; Diaporthales; Diaporthaceae. Bases 1 to 2031 code for a protein of 676 amino acids.
AUGUACGAACUCGAUUCUUUUCCCACGCCGAGACGAACUUCCUUGCCGUCGAUGGAUAAUUCGACCAGGGUUUUGCUGGAAGACACCGAGAUACGCCAGUUUACAACGGGGCGUGACAGUUAUUCAGCAAGCCCUGCUCGCCAUUCAUCUGAGGUCGAAAGCCUCCGGGCUCCAAGCCUGCAAACUGUGGUCGCUUUGCUUGCCACGAUUACGAGGUCUAUGAUCGGGCAGGUCCUCGAGUCAGUCCUAGGCCAGCUCAAAUGGAGAUGGUAUCGGUCCUCAGCACAUCCACUUUAUCAUUUGAAACUUUACGACGGAGCUAGUCAUGGCGUUUGGGGAUCCAUUCAGUUCAAUUUUUGGUUGUUCGGUCUCAACCUUGCGAAUAUUGGUGCAAUCAUAACAACCCUUUCCCUAGGAAUAGGAGUCUUCACCCAGCAAUCCCUCCAGACCACGCCCUGCUUAAAGGAAAUAGAGAAUGGCAAAGCCUCCAUGGCUUUUGCACAAACCAGCUUGACGGCGCUUGUGGAGCUAGGAGACACAUUUGCACUCGCGCCUUGGGGCCUUGCCGUGGAGUUGAGGGCGGCCUUCAUUACUGGGCUAUCUGCGUCACGGCCAAACAACACGCUUUCACCUGUCUGUAGUUCUGGCAAUUGUACCUUCCCAACUACGAACAAAAUAUCUUAUGCCACAGUUGGUUUCAGCAGCGCCUGCGUGGAUAUGUCUUCUAUGUUGAGUCAAUCAGGCCCACUUUCUUGGGAUCCCACUGAUCUUUCCUGGGACCCCGCUGACCCCAUGGCCGUCACAGGAAGAUCAAUUAACUACAGCUUAUCCUCUGAACUCACCCUGACCUACCAUCUCUCGCCAACUUAUUGGAGCAUGUCCAGAAAUGGCGGUCGUUGGGAGACCAUGCUGGCCAUGUCCACGCUGAACAGCUACGGGAACUUGGCACAACGAGCGCUGAACCAAAGCCUGCUAAACAACACUCUCAAAGAAACUCCUUGGCAAGCGAUAGGAUUACUUGUGCCAACUACAAGCCCAUGCCAGGACCGUGGAAUGUACCAAAAGUACCUCGAGAACCAGGAAGACAUGGCGAUGCCUCCGGUGAACACAAGUUCGUGCCCUCAACUCAACAUGCCGAAUGUGACAAGCUUCCCGGGAUUCUUCGCGGUGACAGCUGCUGUCUGCUUUAGCUAUCCCUCGCUACGGAAAUUGAAUGGCUCGAUUGUUAGUGGAGAAGUCCUUGAAAGCCUUGUGUCUGACCCGAUCCCAUUGCGAUAUGCUAAGUUUUCCAUCGGAAACACUACCGGCUGGGUUGGCGAGGUUUUGGACCCCUGUGUGAUUGAUGGUGUCUUUUACACAAGCGCAAACUACUCCUUCGCCCCUGGAGGACUGUUUGAUAUCCGAGGACAUGUCGCUCCACAACGCUGCAUCUACGGCUUCCACGACGGCUGGGCGUCGGCUUUGACCUCGGCGGGGAGGUUGGAGAAGAUCAUGAUUGGCGAUACUGACUCCUCAACGGUGAAGAGCGACUGCUCCCCAUACUUGGGCUAUAGCGCGAUGAUGUGCACUGAGGCAUGGUGGCUAAGUGCGAUAUACAAUGGCGGUCACGCUUCUAUAGAGAGCAUUCGAAACUACAUGGAUAGCGCCUUCAAUAGCCUCAACGGUCAGCUACGUAUGCUGGGGACAGACUGGAACGGCAACCCGACGAACGUGUCGGGCACGGAGUACAGCACUAAGGUCUGUGUGCAGUUCCGCGCUGCGUGGCUGAUAUUUCCACUCUGCCUAGUCAUGGGCACCCUCGCGCUUCUCAUCGCCAUGGUGGUUUCAGGUUUCGCACAAGGGCAGAAAGAGAUCAUCUGGAAGUCGUCGAUCCUUCCACAUUUGUUCUACGGAGUGGAAGAUCAGUAUGCGAAUGUGAACUCCGAAAUUGCAGAUGUUGAGGAGCUAGAAAGAGCGGCUCAGAACAUGAAGGCCGAUUUCAGUGUUGCAGACCGCGGCUAUAGGUUCCGCGUGAUCAGCAGUAAGGAGUGA